This is a messenger RNA of Rhea pennata, 867 nucleotides long. RefSeq names its product killer cell lectin-like receptor subfamily G member 1. Lineage: Eukaryota; Metazoa; Chordata; Aves; Rheiformes; Rheidae. Gene Ontology annotation, molecular function: signaling receptor activity. Gene Ontology annotation, cellular component: cell surface; plasma membrane. The coding region runs from base 1 to 693 and encodes 230 amino acids. The record is from RefSeq and is a predicted model, not a curated record. Gene Ontology annotation, biological process: regulation of natural killer cell mediated cytotoxicity. The transcript has 6 exons.
AUGGAAGAGAGGGUCACGUACGCUGAUCUGCACUUCCCCCCCACACCAGCUCCUCAGCGGAUGAAGCAGCUGCCCUGGCGCUGUUUAGCCCUCAGCCUGGCUCUUCUUUGCCUGCUGCUCCUGCUGGCACAAAUUGUCCUUGUUGGCUUGAGCUUCCACUUUUUAGGGCAACUGGCAGGCUGCACCCAUGGUCCCUGGAGCACAGAGGAGACCCUCAGCUAUGGGCAACAGACUCUGCAAGGGCGAUGCCAGUUCUGCCCGGCUGGCUGGCUCUGGGAUGCAGGGCGGUGCUACUACUUCUCUUCUGCCAAAAAGACCUGGGAGCAGAGCAAAGAGGACUGCUGCUCCAGAGAGGCACAGCUGGUCACUAUCCGAGCCAACGCGACCCUGACAUUCCUGGUGCGCAUGUCCAAUGUGGAUGUGUUCCACGUGGGGCUGAGGCGUGACAACUCCCGGGCUGACUGGAAGUGGCUGGAUGGCACUGCGUUGAAGGGGCUCUUCCCAAUACAGCGUUUCACCAGCUCUUUCCUGGCCUGUGGGAGGGUGUCUGGCUCAGGUCUGUCUGGCGGCAUGUGUGGGGAAGCCCACAGCUGGAUCUGUGAGAAGAGUGCUGCCACCCUGCAGUGGGUCCACUCCACACCCCCGGCCUUCCUCUGGGGGAACACCACUUACACCUGUGCGAGGCCCUGGUGACCUGGGCCCAGGUCCUGCAGGAACCUCCAGCCUGGCCACCCUGGCGGCACAGGAACACCGCUGCUGUCACAGCCCCUGCAGCCCUGCCUGACCUGACCUCCUGUGUGCUGGUAUCCCACAUCGCAGUCUCCUAAUGCAGAGCUUUUCAUCCCCCGCAGCCCAGAUCUGUGCACU